GGGAAACUGAAGAAGCAGAGACUCCUACGGGGUGUGUGCGCGUGCGUGUGUGUGUGUGAGUGCAGCCUUCAGUGCUGCUGGAGUUGUCUGUGCUGCAGCAGUAGAAACGUGACUUCCAACAUUAAAAAAAAUACCUUCCCCUUUCAAAUCUUUUCUCCGCUCUUCAAGAUGUAAACUACGCCUCGGACACUACGGGCCUACGAAUCGCUUUGGUGGCCUGGGAAAAAGAAAAAGGGGACAUCAAGGGCGGUUUUGUGUGUCUGUAGGGUGUAAAAUUUCUAUUAUGAAUCUCUAAAGUGAUUUUUCUUUUUUUGGUGGUUUGUUCUACAUUUGUAUUUUUUCUUCUUUUUUGACCCCACCACCUAACAUAUUGGAUUUAUUGCAAGGAGGAUUGCAUUGUGUGCGAAGAAAAUCGGAUUAUAAGAAACCACUACAAACAAGAAACAAAAAAGAAGGAUUUUUUUCCUCCAAAUUGGAUGCGGCUUUUAAUUCAUGAAGCAAUUUCCCCCAUUUGCAAUCAGAAUCUGGAUAUCAGAAUGAGCAAAGAAAGACCCAAGAGGAAUAUAAUUCAAAAGAAAUACGAUGACAGUGAUGGGAUUCCAUGGUCGGAGGAGAGGGUGGUACGAAAAGUCCUUUACUUAUCCCUAAAGGAAUUCAAGAAUGCGCAGAAGAGGCAGCAUGGGGAUGGCAUCAAUGGGAGUCUCAAAGGCGUGAAUGGACUGCUUAGUAAUGGCCAGUCUAAAGGAUUACGACCUGGGUCUGAGCACCUAGAGAACGAGAAGGACGAUGCGUCGCAAGUGUCCUCCACUAGCAACGAUAUUAGUUCUUCAGAUUUUGAAGAAGGGCCAUCAAGGAAAAGGCCAAGGCUGCAAGCACAAAGAAAGUUUGCUCAGUCUCAGCCAAGCAGUCCCAGCACAACUCCAAUAAAGAUAGUGGAGCCAUUAUUGCCCCCUCCAGCUACACAGAUUUCUGACCUCUCCAAGAGGAAGCCCAAGACAGAAGAUUUCCUUACAUUUCUCUGCCUUCGAGGUUCUCCUGCCCUGCCCAGCAACAUGGUAUAUUUUGGAAGCUCUCAGGAUGAGGAGGACGAAGAAGAAGAAGAUGAAGAAGCAGAGGACAUGAAGGUGACCACAAACAAUGCUUCGUCUUCAUGCCAGUCGACCCCCAGGAAAGGGAAAACACACAAGCACGUUCCAAAUGGGCAUGUCUUCAACGGAUCCAGCAAAUCAACAAAAGAGAGAGAACAUGUUCAGAAACACAGAGUCAAAGACACAACGCCAGGAAAGGAAAGAAAUGGCGAACACAGGACUGAGAGUCGCAAAGACCAGGCUGCUGCUAAUCACCAUUCUUCAACAAACAUGGGCUUUUCCACAAAAGGGCUCAAUGCCAACAACCACCACACCCUUCAUCGAUCGGCUCAGGAUUUAAGGAAACAGGUUUCAAAGGUCAAUGGUAUCACUCGAAUGUCAUCUCCGAGUGCAAACACAGCCAGUGCCAAAAAGAUGAGAGAAGUCAGACCUUCACCGUCCAAAACUGUGAAGUACACUGCAACAGUGACAAAAGGAACUGUCACAUACACCAAAGCCAAGAAAGAACUGGUCAAGGAAACCAAACUAAAUCACCACAAGCCCAGUUCACCUGUCAACCAUACAAUCUCAGGGAAAACGGAAAGUAGCAAUGCAAAAACCCGCAAACAGGUGCUAUCUCUUGGAGUGGCCAAGCCCAACAAUACCGCUGUUAACGGUGUCAAGGUCAAUGGCAAGUUGAACCAAAAGACAUGCACUAAGGAGGUAGGGAGGCAGUUGAGGGAGGGGCUGCGCAAUUCAAAAAGGAGACUGGAAGAGGCAAACCACAUAGACAAAACACAGUCGCCGGCCAAGAAGCUAAAGGUCAGUGUGGCUGAAGCUCCAAGCAAAAAGGCGCCUGUGGAGAAGCCUUUGCUGAAUGGCCACGUGAAGAAGCCUGGAAGUCAGGAAGUGCCACAGAAAAGUCUGGAAAGAAACAGGCCGAAGAGAGCUGCUGCUGGGAAGAACAUGCCAGGGAAACAAGCACAUAGCAAAACUGAAAAUGCCUCCUGUGAAAAUCAUUCUACCUCUCAAACAGAGUCCUUGCACAAGCCACAUGACUCAACGGGGAAGCACGAGAAGGUCAGCAUCAAGUCUGGGUGGGCCAUGAUGGAGGAGAUCCCUAUCUUCAAGCCUUCCCCAAAGGAGUUCCAUGACCCGUUGAUAUACAUUGAGUCUAUCCGUGCUCAGGUUGAGAAGUAUGGGAUGUGCAGGGUGAUCCCUCCUACCGACUGGAGGCCUGAGUGCAAGCUGAAUGAAGAAAUGCGCUUUGUGACGCAGAUACAACACAUUCACAAGCUGAGCAGGCGCUGGGGGCCCAAUGUGCAGCGGCUAGCCUGUAUCAAGAAGCACCUCAAAUCUCAGGGCAUUACAAUGGAUGAGCUUCCACUCAUAGGAGGAUGUGAGCUAGAUUUGGCCUGCUUUUUCCAACUGAUCAACGAAAUGGGGGGCAUGCAGCAAGUGACUGACCUCAAGAAAUGGAACAAGCUGGCAGACCUGCUGCGGAUCCCCAAAACUGCACAGGACAGGUUAGCAAAGCUGCAGGAGGCGUACUGCCAGUACUUGCUCUCCUAUGACUCCCUCUCUGCUGAGGAGCACAAGAGACUGGAGAAGGAAGUCCUCUUUGAAAAGGAGGUCCUAGAAAAGAGGAAAGGCCCCCUGGAGGUACAUUUGGAUAACAACUAUGAAUUCCAGUCUCUCCCCCGGUAUGAGCCCAAAAACGGACUCAUCAAUGGCGUGGUUCAUAAAAACGGCUUCCGGAACAAGGCGAAGGAAGUCGAAGUCCCACAGAAAACGGGCCGGCGGCGACUCUUCUCUCAGGAAAAAGAGACCGUGAAGGAAGAGGAGGAAGACAAAGGCGUUCUCAGUGACCUCCACAAGUGUGUAUAUAAGGGAAGGUCUGUUUCUUUAACAACCUUUUACCGAACAGCAAGAAACAUCAUGAACAUGUGCUUCAGCAAAGAGCCUACAGCAGCUGAAAUAGAGCAAGAGUACUGGAGGUUAGUGGAACAGAAGGACUGCCAUGUAGCAGUGCAUUGUGGGAAAGUGGAUACCAACACCCACGGCAGUGGCUUUCCUGUGGGAAAAUCAGAACCGUUUUCAAGGCAUGGGUGGAACCUAACAGUCCUUCCUAAUAACACAGGAUCCAUCCUGCGACAUCUUGGUGCUGUGCCUGGAGUGACAAUUCCUUGGCUAAAUAUUGGCAUGGUCUUUUCUACCUCAUGCUGGUCUCGAGACCAAAAUCACCUUCCGUAUAUAGACUACUUACACACUGGUGCUGACUGCAUUUGGUAUUGCAUUCCUGCUGCAGAGGAGAAAAAACUUGACAAAGUGGUACACACCCUGCUGCAAGCCAAUGGCACUCCAGGGCUGGAAAUGCUUGAAAGUAACGUCAUGAUCUCCCCAGAGGUGCUGUGUAAAGAGGGGAUCAAGGUGCACCGUACUGUACAGCAGAGUGGGCAGUUUGUUGUCUGCUUCCCAGGAUCUUUUGUGUCUAAAGUGUGCUGCGGCUACAAUGUUUCUGAAACUGUGCACUUUGCUACCACCCAGUGGACAAGCAUGGGUUUUAAAACUGCCAAGGAGAUGAAGCAACGACGUAUACCCAAGCCAUUUUCAAUGGAAAAGCUGCUCUAUCAGAUCGCAACAGCAGAAGCAAAGAAAGAAAAUGGGUCUUCUCUUAGUACAAUAUCAGCACUUCUAGGAGAGCUCAGCACUGCUACCCACAACUCAAGUGUCAGACAGCUGGGUAGUGCUGGUCGGUAACAACUCGAAUAGAUCAAGAGAAAAUCUGAUGGCUGGAAUCUACAACUUGUAUUUAACAAAAUUACUGUGUUAAUGUGCAAAGAAUGUUUAGAGUCUUCUCCACUAUAUGUUUGCCCUCAAGGUAGAAGACUUUUGAGGCUCUGUAUGGAGCUUCUUCCUUUUUAGGGAGUUGAUAUGCACUUUUUCCUUUAACAAAGGAAAAUUUGCAAAUAUCAAAAGAGCUGGUAUUUUUACAUCCAUCCAUCCAUCCAAGUGGUUCUCAAGCUUGUUCACAUUUAGGUUGCUUCUCUUAAGAGGGAGAUCUUCCAAAGGAUAUUUCUCCUUCUAAAGCCUGAUCUUUGCUGCUAGAAUAACUAUGCUUUUUAACUGCAAAUGUCAGCCUACUCUUUUUCUUUUUUCCUUUGGUUGAUAUGUGGUACCACCUUUUCCUUUCCUGAGCUCAGUUCUCAUUUACUCACUGCUUUGGUACACAAUGUUCCAUCUCUCUUCCUGUCUGCUCAGUUCCCUUUUAAGUGUCGUAGCAAGUCAAGUCUUGCCAACUGAUGAACUGUUAGGGUGGGCCUACCAUAGGACACUGUUUUUGUCCCACUUUUAUCUCCUCCUUUUCCCUCCUUGGCUAUUGGGCAUGUUUAGCCUGGAGAGAAGAUUGUUAAGGAGAGACUUGGCAGCAGUCUUCAAAUUUCUGAAGGGUUGUCAUAUGAAAGAUGAAGAAGGCUUGUUCUCUGCUGUAUCAGAGGGCAGGACUAGAACCAGUGGUGCAACAGAUUUGGGCUAAACAUUGGAAGAAACUUUCUAAUGUUAAGAGCUGUUCAACAAAGAGACGAGACUAUGUUGGUAGGUGACGGGCUCUCCUUCACUGGAAGUUUUUAAGAAGAGGCUAGAUAGCCAUCUGUCAGGGAUUCUGGAGUUGCAUCCUGGAUUGUUGAUCCUGCAUUGAGCAGGGGGUUAGACAAGAUGACGUCCCAAGUCCCUUCCAACUCAAUAAUUCUUUUUUUUUCUACAGCGAGUGGGGCUGCUUAAAAUGGUGCUUGGUCUCCAUAGGUAGUAAUAUCUCCUGGCAAAUCAGUUGGCAGCCAUGUUUGCCCAAUAAUUUGAUCUGGCCCAAGGAUUUUCUUUCUCAGAUUCUCUGUCUGGAAAACUCCCAAUUUAUAUA
This is a messenger RNA of Lacerta agilis (Sand lizard), 4980 nucleotides long. RefSeq names its product jumonji and AT-rich interaction domain containing 2 (gene JARID2). NCBI's taxonomy places the organism in Eukaryota, Metazoa, Chordata, Lepidosauria, Squamata, Lacertidae. Gene Ontology annotation, cellular component: nucleus. Gene Ontology annotation, molecular function: histone demethylase activity; DNA binding. Gene Ontology annotation, biological process: chromatin remodeling. The record is from RefSeq and is a predicted model, not a curated record. The transcript is spliced from 16 exons. The coding region runs from base 477 to 3827 and encodes 1116 amino acids.